AUGGUGAUCUCUUGGCUUUUACAUUCUGUUUCCCCCAAUAUAGCCGAAAGCAUCAUGUUUCGUACCACUGCCGCUGCUAUGUGGAAAGAUUUGUCUGAUCGUUUCAAUCGAUGCAAUGGGCCUACAGUUUUCCAACUCAGAGAAUCGGCUAUUGCUCUCAAGCAAGGCAACCAAGAUGUUCAAACCUACUUCACUAAAAUCAAAGUUCUUUGGGAUGAAUUUGCUGAGUUUCAUCCUACUGCCAUAUGCACUUGUGGAGCAAUGGAAAAACUCAAUGAUUUUUACAAUCUUGAUCAAGUUUUACAGUUUUUGACAGGGUUGAAUGAGUCUUAUCAUCCCAUUCGUGCUCAGAUUCUUCUGCUUGACCCUAUCCCGAACAUCUCUAAGGUCUUUUCUAUGGUCAUUCAAGAAGAAAGCCAGUGGACUCUUGGCUCUACCAUCGUUCAUUCCACUCCCACCAUUGUUGCAGCAACAACACCUACAACUCUAUAUCACCCUCCUCGGUCUAAGAAGCCUCGCCCCUUUUGCACUCAUUGCAAUAGACCUGGACAUUUAAUUGACAAGUGCUACUUCUUAUAUGGCUUCCCUCCUGGAUAUGGUGCUCCUCGAAAGCCUCAUGAAAAACUCAAAGCUGCUGCCAACAUUGCUUCCACUACCACCAAAGACCUAGAUCCCUACCUUUUGACAACUUAA
Molecule: messenger RNA, 693 nt
Organism: Humulus lupulus (European hop)
Lineage: Eukaryota; Viridiplantae; Streptophyta; Magnoliopsida; Rosales; Cannabaceae
Exons: 1
Coding region: 1-693 (230 amino acids)
Source: RefSeq, a predicted model, not a curated record